Molecule: messenger RNA, 5166 nt
Organism: Medioppia subpectinata
Lineage: Eukaryota; Metazoa; Arthropoda; Arachnida; Sarcoptiformes; Oppiidae
Source: the annotation of a GenBank genome assembly
AUGUUUAAUAUGGCGCAUCACAUGAAACACAAGAAGAUAUCACUCGAGACCACAGAUGACAGCGAAGAAGAGGACAUUCAACAGCCACAAAUCUAUGCCAAAGACUCUUUGGAUCGAUUCGGUGAUGACAUGUGCGGACUGUUGUUAUCAUAUCUCUCACUCGAAGACCGAUUUCGAUUCGAAUGUAUGUCCAAACAGUUCCAGAGGACAGUCUUCGGGAGUGUUGUGGACAUCACUCUUAGCGAUCGAUUUAUGCAUAAAUUACUGACAAAUAAGAAGACAAUCGGCGCACAAAUGUUGGCCACAAUUGCCAUCAAGUGUUCAAACAUUCAAACCAUUGACUGCAGAGGAAUAACCAAUGGAUAUGUGAAACACAUUCCGGAAGUGUUGCACACAUUUCGUGACAAUUGCCGGCAUUUAAGUCAAAUUUAUUGCCAUUUUUGGGGACAUAGCGUACAAACAAUGCGGUCAUUCGGACCACUGGUCACCCGAAUCGGUGACAUCGACUCUUAUAAUAUCCCUCUUUCUCUCAUUUAUUGCGACCGAUUGUCUCGAUUACGGGUCAAAUCAUUUGACGACAUUUUCUGCUCACAAACGGAUGAGCUCUUCGCUAGUAAUUUGCAUACAUUUGAAGUAAAAUACUAUUUGGACCGCUAUUUGCACCGAUUGUUUGAAUUUGUGGCACACAAUCAGUGCCUCAAGAGUUUUGUGGUCAGGAAUACAAUUCUCAACACUCAGGAGUUCGUCGGAUUGUGCGGACAUUUGUCACAAUUACCGCAAUUACGGGAUUUGACACUCAAUAUAAGGCUAACCGAUGGCCAGAACUCAUUGAACGACUCUUUGCGCACAAUUAGUCUAAACUGCAAACAAUUGAAACGAUUGUCACUCACUGUGUACUCAAAACCUACCGAAACAAUAGUACAGACAUUGGAUUUGUUAAAAUUUUACCCGCAAUUAAAACGAUUGCAUUUAAGACUCGUCGGUGCCGUCGCUAACGUUUUAUUGGAUCCGUUGAAACACUGCAAGAGAUUAACGCAUUUAGAGCUGGAUUUGCCGCGAAUUGACAUAAAUUUGUUUCAAAAUGUGGAUAAAAAUUAUUUAAGACUUCAUUAUUUAUGCAUCAAAACCGCUGUCAUUACUCGCAAGUGUUUGCAUAACGUCUCUAGACUACCGGCGUUGCAAAUACUUGUCAUUAAAUUCAAUGUUAGCAUUUGUCUGUCGAGUAAUAGUUUCAGUGAUCUGUUGACCACAUGUCCUAAACUCAAGACUAUUGAAACCCAAUUAAACAAUGUUUCGAAUCUAUAUUUGAGACAUAUGGCGCAUCACAUGAAACACAAGAAGAUAUCACUCGUGACCACAGAUGACAGCGAAGAGGAGGACAGACAACUGACACAAAUCUAUGCCAAAGACUCUUUGGAUCGAUUCGGUGAUGACAUGUUUGGACUGUUGUUAUCCUAUCUCUUACUUGAAGACCGAUUUCGAUGCGAAUGUGUGUCCAAACAGUUCCGGAGGAUUAUCUUUGGGAGUGUUGAGGACAUCAUUCUUAGCGAUGGAUUUAUUCAUAGAUUACUGACAAAUAAGAAGAGAAUUGACACCAAAAUGUUGGCCACAAUUGCCAUCAAGUGUCCAAACAUUGAAUGCAUUGACUGCAGAGGAAUAACCAUUGGAUACGAGUGUCACAUUCCCGAAGUGUUGAACACAUUUCAAGACAAUUGCUGGCAUUUGCGGGAUAUUUACUGCAAUUUAUGGCGAUAUAGCGGAUUAACAAUGGGUUCAUUGGGACCACUGGUCACCCGAAUCGGUGACGUCGGGUCUUAUGACUAUCCUUUACCUCUCAUUCGUUGCCACCGUUUGUCUCAUUUAUGUGUCAAAUCAUUUGACGACAUUUUUCGUUCACAUCCGGAUCAGCUCUUCGUUAAGAAUUUGCAUAAACUCGAAGUCAAACACUAUUCACACAAAUAUUUAAACAACUAUUUACACGACUAUUUGCACCGAUUGUCUACAUUUGUGGCACACAAUCAGUGUCUCAAUAGUCUUAUCAUCAGGAAUACAGAGCUCAACACUCAGGAGUUCGUCGAAUUGUGCGGACAAUUGUCACGAUUACCGCUAUUACGGGAUUUGACACUCAAUAUAAGGCUAACCGAUGGCCAGAACUCAUUGGACUCGUCUUUGCGUACAAUUGCCGUGAAUUGCAAACAAUUGAAGCGAUUGUCACUCACUUUGUACACAAAACCUACGGAAACAAUAGUGCAAACAUUGGGUUCGUUAAGACUUUACCCGCAAUUAAAACGAUUGCAUUUAACACUCAUCGGUGCCGUCGCUAACGUUUUGUUGGAUCCGUUGAAACACUGCAAGAGAUUAACGCAUUUAGAGCUGGAUUUGCCGCGAAUUGACAUCAAUUUGUUUGAAAAUUUGGAUAAAAAUUAUCUAAGACUUCAUUAUCUGUGGAUCAGAACCACUGUUAUUACUCGCGAGUGUUUGGCACACAUCUCAAGAUUACCGGCGCUGCAAACACUUGUCAUUCACUUCAAUAGAAGCGAACGCCUGUCCGGUAAUGGUUUCGGUGAUCUGUUGACCACAUGUCCUAAACUCAAGACUAUUGAAACCCAUUUAAACAAUGUCUCGAAUCUAUAUUUGAGACAUAUGGCGCAUCACAUGAAACACAAGAAGAUAUCACUCGAGGCCACAGAUGACGGCGAAGAGGAGGACAGACAACAGCCACAAAUCUAUGGCAAAGACUCUUUGGAUCGAUUCGGUGAUGACAUGUUUGGACUGUUGUUAUCCUAUCUCUCAUCCGAAGACCGAUUUCGAUGCGAAUGUGUAUCAAAACAGUUCCAGAGGACAGUCUUCGGGAGUAUUGUCGACAUCAGACUUAGCGAUGGAUUUAUUAAGAGAUUAUUGACAAAUGAGAAGACAAUUGACGCACAAAUGUUGGCCACAAUUGCCAUCAAGUGUUCAAAUAUUCAAUGCAUUGACUUAAGAGGAAUGACCAGAAAAUAUGAGAAACGCAUUCCCGAAGUGUUGAACACAUUUCGAGACAAUUGCCGGCAUUUAAAGGAAUUUUAUCGGAAUUAUUGGAGAAUUAGCGGACAAACAGUGCUGUCAUUGCGACCACUGGUCACCCGAAUCGAUGGCAUCGACUCAUAUUGUUGGCAGCGAUCGUUUGAAUUGUGUGUCAAUUCAUUUGACUACAUCUUCUGGUCAAUUCCGGAACAGCUCAACCUUUCAGCAAAGAAUUUGCAUACAUUUGAAGUCAAAUACUAUUUACACAACUAUUUGCACCGAUUGUCUGAAUUUGUGGCACACAAUCAGUGCCUCAAGAGUUUUGUGGUCAGGAAUACAAUACUCAACACUCAAGUGUUCGGCGAAUUGUGCGGACAAUUGUCACGAUUACCGCAAUUACGGGAUUUGACACUCAAUAUAAGACUAACCGAUGGCCAGAACUCAUUGAACGACUCUUUGCUGACAAUUAGUGUUAAUUGCAAACAAUUAAAACGAUUGUCACUCACUGUAUACUCAAAUGCCACAGCAAUAGCGCAGACAUUGGAUUCGUUUGGAUUUUACCCGCAAUUAAAACGAUUCCAUUUAACACUCAUCGGUGCCGUCGCUAAUGGUUUGUUGGAUCCGUUGAAACACUGCAAGAGAUUAACACAUUUAGUGCUGGAUUUGCCGCGAAUUGACAUAAAUUUGUUUCAAAAUGUGGAUAAAAAUUAUUUAAGUCUUCAUUAUCUAUGCUUCAAAACCACUGUUAUUACCAGCGAUUGUUUGUCACACAUCUCAAGACUACCGGCGCUGCAAACGCUUGUCAUUUACUUCAGUAGAAGCGAACGCCUGUCUGAUAUGGCGCAUCACAUGAAACACAAGAAGAUAUCACUCGUGACCACAGAUGACGGCGAAGAGGAGGACAUUCAACAGACACAAAUCUAUGCCAAAGACUCUUUGGAUCGAUUCGGUGAUGACAUGUUUGGACUCUUGUUAUCUCAUCUCUCAUUUGAAGACCGAUUUCGAUUCGAAUGUGUGUCCAAACAGAUCCAGAGGACUGUCUUCGAGAGUGUUGUGGACAUCAUUCUUAGCGAUCGAUUCAUUCAGAGAUUAUUGACAAAUGAGAAGACAAUUGACUCACAAAUGUUGGCCACAUUUGCCAUCAAGUGUUCAAAUAUUCAAUGCAUUGACUGCAGAGGAAUAACCACUGGAUAUGAGGGACACAUUCCCGAAGUGUUGAACACAUUUCGAAAUAAAUGCCGACAUUUGCGGGAAAUUUACUGCAAUUUAUGGGAAAAUAAUUCGCAAACAAUGCGUUCAUUCGGACCAUUGAUCACAAGAAUUGGUGACAUCGACUCCUAUUACAAUCAAUUAGCACUCAGUUAUUGCCACCGAUUGUCUCGAUUACGGAUCCAAUUAUUUAACGACAUCUUAACCGCAAACGAUCAGCUCUUCGCUGAGGAUUUGGAUCCAUUUGAAUUCAAUGAGGAUUUCCAUGAAUUUGAAUUCAAUUUCUAUUUACAUCCCUAUUUGCACCGAUUGUCUACAUUUGUGGCACACAAUCAGUCUCUUAAGAGUCUGAUCGUCGGGAAUACAAUACUCAACACUCAGGAGUUCGGCGAACUGUGCGGACAAUUGUCACGAUUACCGCUAUUACGAGAAUUGAUAGUCAAUAUAAAGCUAACCGAUGGCCAGAUCUCAUUGAACGACUCUCUGCUUACAAUUGCUGGGAAUUGCAAACAAUUGAAACGAUUGUCACUCACUGUGUAUUCAAAUCCUACCGAAACAAUAACACAAACAUUGGAUUCGUUGGGACUCUACUCGCAAUUAAAACGAUUGCAUUUAACAUUCAUCGGUGCCGUCGCUAAUGGUUGGUUGGAUUCGUUGAAAGACUGCAAGAGAUUAACGCAUUUAGAGCUGAAUUUUCCGCGAAUUGACUUAAAUUUGUUUCAAAAUAUGGAUCAAAAUUAUUUAAGACUUCAUUAUCUAAGCAUCAAAACCUCUAUUAUUACUCGCGAGUGUUUGGCACAGAUCUCAAGACUACCGGCGCUGCAAACACUGGUCAUUGAAUUCAAUAGAACCAAUCGUCUCUCGGGUAAUGGUUUCAGUGAUCUGUUGACCACAUGUCCUAAACUCAAGACAAUUGAAACCCGUGUUAACACUAUUCAGAAGUUUUAUUCAUAA